CAGAUCAUGUUCUUACACACACAUGACAUAUACCCGAAUAUAGCUUCUGUGUAUUCAGUAUAGUUGACGGCAAGAACUAAAUAUUUUAGAAGAUUUAAAUUGACCAUAUUGGAGAUCAUAGGUUUUCCAUAACUUAUUUCACCAGUGCGGGUUAAAAAUGAAUAAACCAAACCAGCGAGAAAUCUGGUUUAUUUGUUCAGGCAUGGGGAGCCAAUGGAAAGGCAUGGGAAUAUCGCUUCUAAAAAUCCCAGUGUUUUCCCAAUCCAUCGAUGAGUGCACUGAAGCGUUAAAGGGUUACAACUUCAACGUGAAAGAUUUUCUGAUGAACACCGACUCGCCAGGUUAUGAAUACAUUCAUACCACAAUGGCAGCAAUAACAGCUAUACAGAUUGGAUUAAUUGACGUACUCCGUUUUGUCGGCGUGAGACCUUCAGGCAUUAUUGGUCAUUCUGCUGGUGAGAUUGUAUGCGGUUACGCUGACGAGUGUUUGACAUUAGAGGAGACCAUACGAGUGGCGUACCUCAUGGGGAAAUGUAUCAGUGAAAGCAAUCUUCCAACUGGGGCAAUGGCAUUAGUUGCUUUGUCACUGGAUAAGUAUUUGGAAAUGUACAAUGACAAUGAACUCGACUUGGCUUGUGAAAAUGGGGACGACUCCAUUAUAAUUGCGGGUCCAGUAGCCAACGUUCUACUCAUGGUGGAGUCACUAAAAAACAAAGGCUUUUUCACGCUAGUCUUGGAUACAAAGAAAAUUGCUUACCAUUCUCGGUUAAUGCAACUCGUUCACUCGACCCUCCUACAAGAAGUUUCAAAGGUCAUACCAAAUCCCAAACCGCUAUCGAAGAAAUGGAUUUCGACGUCAGUAGACUUAAAAGACUGUAAUCAGUCAGCAUGUGCCAACGAUAAAGAAGUUCAGACGCUUUGUUCUGGCGAGUAUUAUGCUAAUAACUUUCUCAGUGUGGUCCGGCUUCAGAAUGCACUCAAGCGAAUUCCCGAAAAAGCCAUUACGAUAGAAAUAGCACCUCGUGGCAUGCUACAGCAUAUAUCACAGCUUUUUCAAGUAGAAGUCUACCUAGUCCUUCUCUUCGAAAUCUGCUGCUUACCGACAUUCGCCUUAGGACCAAUUCCUUUGUUUUACAAGAUGUAGGGGCUAUUAAUGCGACUGAGCCGGCCACUGUACCGCGACGUUUAAUGAAAAGUAACGUAUUUCCUGGCUGCGUGUAAAACCUAUGGAACGUUACCUCGUCUUGUAAAUCCUCCGAAAUACUUCGCUGAAUGUAAAUUUUGGCUGCACAUAAAGAUAAGCAAUAGCUGCAAAAGAGAAGCACAAUAUAGUUCAACAGCGUUGAAUACGAUAGUAUCUGAUUGACCACCAAUGCCCCAGUAAUGACCAAUAGUUGGACUAACGGCCUUUGAAUAUUUUUCAAAGCAAGAUCAUUCGCCACCGAUGUGAAUCCGUCUAAUAUAAGUUCUUUGAAAGCAGUAAAAACAUGAACAUCGCCAGAAUAUACCUUCAACUUUACAUCUUUGCUCUGUGCCAUAGUAGUAGAGUAUUUACACGGUUCAAACUUA
Ciona intestinalis (vase tunicate) is the source of this 1569-nucleotide messenger RNA. RefSeq names its product fatty acid synthase-like. Gene Ontology annotation, molecular function: fatty acid synthase activity. The record is from RefSeq and is a predicted model, not a curated record. Gene Ontology annotation, biological process: fatty acid biosynthetic process. Gene Ontology annotation, cellular component: cytoplasm. Lineage: Eukaryota; Metazoa; Chordata; Ascidiacea; Phlebobranchia; Cionidae.